This is a messenger RNA of Callorhinchus milii (elephant shark), 7116 nucleotides long. RefSeq names its product xin actin-binding repeat-containing protein 1. The record is from RefSeq and is a predicted model, not a curated record. The coding region runs from base 55 to 7116 and encodes 2353 amino acids. Gene Ontology annotation, molecular function: actin filament binding. The transcript has 8 exons. Gene Ontology annotation, cellular component: stress fiber; focal adhesion. Gene Ontology annotation, biological process: actin filament organization; actin cytoskeleton organization. Lineage: Eukaryota; Metazoa; Chordata; Chondrichthyes; Chimaeriformes; Callorhinchidae.
UACAGCGCCUCGCUCGCUGCUUUCAGGUGGGACCAAUCUUUGGGAAGCCAAGCGAUGGAGCCGGAGGACACGAUGAGGCGGGCACAUUCCAUGUGGAACCUCUCCGUUUCAGACUCGGAAAAUUCCCAAAGGCUGUCUGUAUCCCAACUGGUGACCAGAUUUCAGAGUAUCCACGAUCUGAGGAGCGCAGACACGGAGCAGGAAGAGAGGCUCGCAAGCCCUGUCACGUUACCGUCAAACAAGAUGGAGUAUCUGCGUCAGCUGUUCGAGUGCCGAGGCCCUAAGGGGGGGGCGCUGGCUCAGAGGAAGUACAAGUCCAUGGAGAACCUGUCCCAGAUCCGGACCAUGAGCCCCGAUAUCAGGAACCUGAGGUCCAUCUUCGAAAAGCCCUGCGCCCUGAGUCAGGGCCCCCCUCCAGCCUUCCCCCAGCCCAGCACCCCGGGGCCCGAAAGAGAGGGGCACCAGACCCCCAAGACACCAGCCCCUCGGGUCAAAGCCACCGAUGGAGAUGGCUUGGAUGACGCUCCUCCUAAGCCCGACCAGCAGGUUGUCAAGGAGGGACUAUCCAGCCAGACCGUCACCCCCGAGCGAGGACAGCGUCCGACACCCCUGCCCCGCAAAAGCAUUUCUUCCUCAACCGCCAACAACAGACGAGAGUUGGGAGCGUUGGAGCCGAGGAGCUCCGGGACAGAGCAGAGCGCGUCCGCGGAACAGCCCCCAACCUCGGUCAGCGAGAGGUCGGCGGUCUAUCAGUCUAAAAUACCCGGAGCCGGUAUUUUGGGUUGCCCGGCAAAAGCGGUUGUCUCAUCACCUGAAAUCGUCGCUCCAAACAGGAGCCUUCAUCAGAUCGAGAUGGAGAGGAACGAAGACAGAAACCGGGAGCGAGAGGGAGUGGGGUCCACGGAAGGCUUGCCGCCCCCUCCCCCCGACCCCUCGGCCUUGCCCCUGCCGCCCCCUCCUCAAUCACUCGCCCAAACCAGGCAGCAGCGCCAGAUCAAUGAGUUGAAGCGACUUUACCGCCACAUGCGGCCCGAGCUGAGGAAGAACAUGGAGCUGGUACUGAGCGAGGAGUGGGGGGAGGUCUUGGACGCAGAGCGGGUGGCCUCGGGAGCCACCGCGGAGACCCCCGACCUCUCCCCCCCCGGCGAGGUCCAAUCCAUGCGAUGGAUCUUCGAGAACUGGCCCCUGGACAUCAUCGGGGACCAUCAAACCGCCAAGCGUCUGAGAGAAGAGGAGACCGUGCCUCUUGGGGAUGUGAGAGGGACCUCGCAGAUGUUCGAGGCCCAGAACCUAACGGAGACGGGGGACCAGCGAACGGAGACCCCCAGGGUGGAGAGGGGGGACGUCCGCACGGCUCUGUGGCUAUUUGAGACCCAACCCAUGGACUCGCUCAACAAGGUCUCCACGGAGGAGGGGGAGCUCCAGGAAGCAGUGCUCAGGGAGAGGGAGGCCAUCCCCGGGGGGGACGUCAGCGGGGCCAGGCUCCUCUUCGAGACCCAACCCUUGCACCGGGUGGGACGCAGCGGGUCGGCCGAAGAGCGCAGCGUCCUUCAGCUACGUUCGGAGAUCCAGGAGCUGAGCGGGGGGGUGAGCCGGACGGUGGGGCUGUUCGAGACCGAACCGCUCUGCGCCAUCCGGGAGCCGGGGGGUGUCAUGCACCGGGUGCGCUCGGUGUGCCGGGAGGAGAUACAGCACAGCGAUCAGGCCAAGAGCGCGCGCUGGCUCUUCGAGACCCAGCCCCUGGGGGACAUCAGUGGAGGAGAGCACUCGCCAAUGGUCAGGGUGGUCCGGGGCAUCUCGCUGGAGGAGGAGGCCGGGCGGGGGACCGGGGGGGUCGGUGUCGGGCGAGCGCGCUGGCUGUUUGAGACCCAACCACUGGACGCCAUUCGUGAGCGGAGCUCGGAGCUGGCGGAGGAGUGCGAGAACAUCAAGGUGGUGGAGGGCGGAGACGUCAGAAAGUGGAGGUCUCUGUUCGAGAGCAAACCUCUGGACUCGAGGCCCCCGGGCGAGGGGGAGGGCGAGGAGGUGGGGGGGGAGACGAGGGAAGCGGUCACCGGAGGGGACGUGCGUUCCACCCUCUGGCUCUUCGAGACGCAGCCCAUGGACUCCCUGAGGGACAGCUUCGAGGUGGGGCAGCUCAGGAGGGUGGUGACGGAGGAGGAGAAGGGGGAUGUCAAGCAGAAAGCCCGGGAGUUCGAGAGCCGGCCCCUGGAGGUCACCCGGGGCCAGCCCGGCGAGGAGAAGGAGGAGGCGGCGGACGUCAGGAAGGGAGACGUCAAGGCCUACCAGCGCCUCUUCGAGAGCCUCCCACUGGACGGGAUCAAGGAGCCGGGCGGGGAGAUGGUCGCCAUACGUUCCCAGGUCAUCGGGGGCAACGUGCGGGAGAGCCGGGCCUUGUUCGAGAACCCGCCGCGCUACGCCAUCGCCGACGGGGCCGGGGGUUACCACCAGGUCAGGACAGUGAGCCGGGAGGAGGAGGAGGCGAUGGGCAGCGGGGGGGACGUGAGGAACUACAGGUGGGUCUUCGAGACACAGCCUCUGGACCGGCAGGGGUGCGAGGAGGCGCAGCUGGUGAAGGGAAUCACCAAGGAGGAGGCGUGGGUGGGCGAUGUGGGCACCGCCCGCUGGCUCUUUGAGACACAGCCCCUCCGGGGCCUGGCACCCGAUGCCGGGGGCGAGACGGAGGAGCAGAGGAAGGGCGGCGGCGAGGUCAAGACAUGCCGUUGGCUCUUCGAGACGCCGCUGGCCGACGCCCGGCUGGAGCGGGCGCAGAGGGAGGCCGACACCGCCCCGGGGACGGGAGGCGACGUCCGACGGUGGACCUGGCUGUUCGAGACGCCGGAGGUGCCGGGGGAGAGCGCGAGCGGCGAGAGGAGCUUGAAGGUGACGGGCCGCGCGGACUCGGACACCGGCACGGCGAAGCACCUCUUCGACUCGGAGCCCGUAGUCGUCGGUGGAGGCGGCGUGAGAUACACCAGCAAAGUGGACGUGCGCUCGGGUGACGUCUCCAGGGAGAAGGAGAUCUUCGAGAGGUCCUCGCUGGACGCCAUCGGGGAGGAAGCCAGAUCCGGGGACGGGGAGGAGCAGGGGCCCGAGCCGGGGGCCGUCCGCAGGUUCACCUGGCUCUUCGAGAACCGCCCCAUGGAUGCCAUCGGGGAGAUGGACGCCCGCCCCGCUUCCAGCUGGGCCGUGGCUGACGUGGCCGCGGGGGACGUAGGCGGGAAGAGGUUUGUGUUCGAGACGCGCUCGCUGGACCGAAUCGGGGGCGACGAACCCUCCCCCUCGCCCUCUCCGGCCCCCGCCCUAAACCCGGAGCCCGGAGUCCCAGGUGGGGUCCGCUCCCGCACCAUGCUCUUCGAGAGCCGCCCGCUCUACGCCAUCCGCGACCGCGAAGGUCUCUACCAUGAGGUGACCACGGUGAAGAAGGACGAGGUGGUGAGGGGGGACGUGAGGGGAGCGCGGUGGCUGUUCGAGACCAAACCCCUGGACUCCAUCCGGCCCUCGGACGAGGUGUUCGUGAUCCGCGCCGUCACUCAGGAGGACGUCCAUCGCGGGGACGUGACGGCCGCUCGCUGGAGGUUCGAGACCCAACCCCUGGGCUCCAUCGGGGACCAAGCCCCUCCACCCAGCGCCAGGAUGGUGGAGGAGGUCCAGGGAGGGGACGUGAGCUCGGGCAGGGAGAUAUUCGAGCAGGAGCCGGCCAGGAGUUACGUGAGGACGGUCAGCGUGAGCGACAUCCAGAGCGGAGACGUUAGGACGUCCACCUGGCAGUUUGAGAACCUCCCCAUCGAUUCCCUCAAGGGCUCGGCCGAGGAGAGCGAGGGGCAGGUCAGCACAGUCCACCGGGAGGACGUGGAGAAGGGAGACGUCAAGAGGUGCACUUGGCUCUUUGAGUCUCGCCGGUCGGACGGGUUUGGGGACGCGGGCGCCGGGCAGCCCACCCGAGAGGACGUCCCGCCCGGCGACGUCAAGUCGACAACGUGGCUGUUUGAGACCACCCCUCUGGACGCCUUCCAGCAGGGUCCGGGCAGGCAGGAGGUCGGCCCUCCGGCCGGCCAGAGCGUGAGGAGUAGUUUAAGGUCGCUAUGUGCCGCAGGAGCCGUGCGGUCGGGCGGGCUGGCGAUCGAGUCCUGCCGAGUGGGCACGGUCAGCAUGGUCAAAUACCGAGUGGCGGGCACUGACGAGGGCACGAACAGGGGGUGCGUGGGUGAGGCGGACAUCCUGAAAGAGGAGGUCAUCCACGGGAACCUCCAGAGGAUUCUGGUGGAGCUGCUGGACAAGACCAAUGUGGCUCCGCAGGGCAUUCUCCUCCGAGAGGACAAAGAUGGCCGGAUCUCCUCAGCCAAGGUCCAAUUCUUCAGCCGGCCGCAGCCGGGGGCCGAGCAGGAGGCAGCCCACUCUCCCGACCUCAGGGUCAUCCACGAUCUUCUCCGGCCGGGCUCCUCGGUCAAAAAGGGCAUCUUGAUCCAAGAGAGCGGCAAGGGCGAAGCUGAGAUGACCGUCUACUCGCUGCUCGACCGCGCAGAGGCUCAGACCGAGACCAGGGGAAGGGCUGAGAAUGGCAAGUCCAUGGUGGGUUCUCUCCCAGCCAACAACCAGGAGCAACCAGCUCCAAGCCUGGCCGGGCAGCAAGAGAGCGGGAAGAGCAGGAACGUUCAACUCAUUGCCAGUUGCGUCGAUGCGGGCGAUUUGGACUCCCUGAAGAAGGAAGAACCUGUCCAGGAGAAGGAGAAGGUGGAGGAGAAGGUUGCCCAGAGGCGCUUCGAGGAGAUUCCUGGCACGGUGAAUACCAAAGAAGUGAGAGGAACUAAGGUCUCCUCGGUUGCCUGCAGUCUCACUCCAGAGAUCCAGGGAGCGGGAGAAGCCCGUGUGAAAUUGGGUCGUUCUGCCCAUGUCCAUCGGGCUCACAGGCCCUGCCUUGGACCAGCGGUGACGGUGUCUCGAGGGGAGGAUUCGGGCCUGCAGGACGGGGCUUCUGGAGCCAGCGAGCAGCAGCUACAGGUGGCAAUGGAAGGCAUGAGGGAGGCCACAGCCCAGGCGCAGGCCCAUGGUCGAAGCAGCCAGCACAGAGCCGGAGUAGGCCCAAGCCCAGCACUGAGCCCCAGCCGGAGCCAGCAGGUCAGUGAGAUCGCGGGGGAUCGAGGAGGUGGAGGAGGAGGAGGCCUCGGCCGGCCCACGGUCCCAGCCACCGCCCGCUGCCAGAGUCACGGGGCCUCCCACCAAGCAGCCUCGGCCCAGACUGUGUCCACCAGCCUUCAUGGCUUGGGGAGGCUUGGGUUGGAGAGCUCAGCGCUGGGUGUUGAGACUGGGUCAGUCCCAGGUCUGGGACGGGGCCUAGGCCGAGGCUUGGGACUGGAUUUGGGCCUAGACCAAAGCCUGGAGCUAGGCCCGGGCCUGGGGCCGGAGCACAGCCUCCCCCGCCUCGCUCUUUGCGUUCAGGACCGAGUUUGCCUCCCGCCACAGCCUGAUGCUCCCUCUCCUCCUCUCCCCCCAGCUUCACUGAGGCAACAACAACAACAACAACUACAACUACAACAGCAGCACCAACAAUAUCCAGCUUUGGCCUCCUCCAGUUCCAACUCUACCUCCAGGCCUGAGGCCGACACUCCGCCUGCCCCAACCCCAGCUCCAGGCCGCGGACCCAAGCCCAAGCUGCCUCCCAAACCAGCCCAUUUGCAAGACCUUCCCCGCCGUGUGAGCAACAGCCAAAGAAAACCACAUUCGCUCAACAGAGGCCCUCAGCCCGAGAGUAGGCCCCAAGGCCUUGUCCAGGCCUCGCCAGCGCCCAUGGGCCUGAGAGCAGAGGAGGAGGAGUUUAGCAGCAAGGUCGAGGCGAAGACCAGAGUCCCCAGGACACCCCUGCAGAUGGCCGAGGAGGAGCACAGGAGCAGGAGGAGAGAGGGAGAGAAUGUGGCCCUCAACAAGGAGGGGAGAGAGACCUUGCUGAGGGAGCCCAAGGCUAGGGGCCGGGAGACGGAGAAGGAACGCCGCAAGAGGCUGUCCCUCCACAAGGAGGAGAUUGAGAGAGGCCACGUGGAGGCGGCCAUGGACAUUUUCGAGAGCCUGAGGAGACGCGAGGAGCUGCAGAAGAUCUUGACCAGCGUGGGGGAGUUUGAGGAGGGGGAGACGUCACGGGUGGAUGUCAGGGCUCUGAGGAGCCUGUUUGAGGAGAUCCCCGAGUGGGUGGUGGGGAGCAAGGAGGAGAAGACAGUGGCCAAGGGUCCGCAGGGGCCUCAUGGCUCCAAGACGGAGGCCAAGGGGGUCGAGGAUACCCCCUCACCCUCCGUCAGGGUGGUCUUCCAGGACCUGGAGCGGGCGAGCUCCGAGGUCAUCCGCCUGAAGGAACAGACCCUGGCCAAACUUGUUGAGAUCGAGGACUCCAUCCAGAAGGCCCUACGCUCCGUUUCCAGCCUUCGCUCGGAGGCUGACAUCGCCGGCCUGUCCGGGCUUUUCCGGGAGUCGCUGGACUCUGAGACGCCAGCGCAGAGGCAGGGGCGAGUGAGGGUCACUCCAGCGUUAGAGGUCCCCUCCCCCAACCCAAGGGUCCUCGUCCCCUCCCCCUCCUCCCCAUCCUACAUCUCCAUCCAAUCCGCCGCCCGUAAGCCAGACCACCCCCUUAAGAGGGCGGCGCUAGGGGCCCAGCCCCCGACCGCUCCCCCGGACACCGGCCGCUCACCGCUGGUCUCUCCCGCUUCCCCAAAGCCGCCUCCGCUCUGCAACGGAGCCCCACUCGACCCCGCGAGCGAGGGCGUCCCUUUAAGCGCGUUCAAAGGGGCGGGCGCCUCGUGCCCCCGGAGCAAAAGCGUGGUGGAGUUCAACACCGGCUCGGCCCAGGGCGAGAUCAUAGGCACCACCAUAGUGACCGAGGAAUACCAGCAGAUCGACAGCUUUGGCCACAAGCUGGUGACCUCCAAAACCUCUACCACGGUCACCAAACAAAGCGAGUCCCAGCCCCCCAACAGGUACCACCAGCUCACCCCCUCCCCAUCCUCCCUCCUCCAGCCCAGGUGCCCGUCGGUGAGAGCCGAGGAACCGGGGCCCUGCCCACCAGCUGCUCCCGGCAUCGGUGUGGUCUUUCUCUCCUUCGGUAACCCCACCGCCUCCGUCAAGAGGUGA